Molecule: messenger RNA, 623 nt
Organism: Ruditapes philippinarum (Manila clam)
Lineage: Eukaryota; Metazoa; Mollusca; Bivalvia; Venerida; Veneridae
Exons: 4
Coding region: 117-431 (104 amino acids)
Source: RefSeq, a predicted model, not a curated record
UCAGUUUAACAAUAACAUUAAUCGUCGGUGUACUCUAUACUAGUUAACGUCGUGGAGUGUCCAGUUUUAAAAUAAGUAUAUAUCGUUAUAUCAUUGUAAAAAAGAUAAACAGUGAAAUGGAGGUACUUUCUCGUCAGACAUUGAUAUAUUUUUGUAUGGUAUCAUCGCUAUUUUAUUCUGCAUAUUGUCAAACGUGUGGUCAAACUCCGUGUAAAGAUGGGUACUGUUGCAGUAAAAAGACGGGACAGCCUAAAAAUUGUUGUUGUACAAGUACAGCGACAGGUUUCAGUACUUCAUGUAUCUCUUCCACGUCAACAAGCUUCCCUUGGUGGGGCGCUGUAUUAAUUGUUGCUGUCCUGAUAGGAAUCAUCGCAACCAUUGUGUUUAUAAUCAUAAGGAGACGAAGAAGGACAGUAUCCGGGAACAUAUAAGCGUUUAUGAACAAAACUUCCUGUUUCAAAUAGAUCGAGUUGCUAAACCAUUGACAUAUUAUAUGUGCUUUUAACUUAUUUUUAACGUAUUUAAUAAUUUAGGGAUGUCAUUCGGAGUCCGGAUAUCCGAACGUUCGGAUCACGAUUCGGUGUCCGGAGCCGAUUUUCGGAUCCGGAUGUUUGUAUAAAAUG